GAGGGAAGUUCAGAAAGAUUUGUACAGUUUCCUAUGCCGCGAAAAUCUCACAUUGGAUUGAAUGCUGUUUUAUACCGUUAUCUUAGAUUAUGAGGAAAGUAUGACAGUACAUGUAUGUCAGUAGUAAGCCUGAGCAAAGCAAGGACGUCGUGAGAGUCAGCUGUUGUCAAACUGAACAGCAGAAGUCUUAGCAGACCGUCCUCACCUCACUGGGUCGACACGUUCCAGUCUGCGGAUUUUAAAGACUUGAGAAAAUGGAGACUGUAUCUGAGACAGAUGUGCAGUUCUGGAUGGCCAAAGCCGUGGACUGGGGGGAGGCUACGUCAUGUUCUGUUCUUCUGGACACAAGCAGACACCUUGGCUCUCUGAGGAGCUUUCUCCAGCAAGUUCUGCAGGGGUUGCAACAAAUGAGUUCCACUAGUGAGGCCAUGAAGACGUUUCCUUUUGUGGGCCAGUUCCUGGGAAGACUUUGUUGGAACCCAUGUGUUAUUGCGGAUGAUAGGAGCCAGAGACUCCUGCUGUGGUGUUUGAGCUGUCUGUACAGCGCUGAGCCACUGAAUGCUGUCGAACGAAAAGCCAACAUGUGGAUCAAGAAUAUGUUGUGUCAUCUGAUCUCGGAGGAGGAGGGCAGUGUAGCUCAUGCUACAGUAAAACAUGCUGGAUUAACCCCGAAGCGAUACCACUCAGAGGCUCUUCAGAAGGUUGUGUCAUUGAUGAUAGAGGAGGUCAUUAAAAGCUGUGACGGCUUGCCAAACACAUCAGCCAGGUGUUCAAAUGGGAAUAUUCAUGCCAUGUCAACGGCAUGUGCUGCCUUGGUCACAUGUCCUCAGAUGUCUCCUCUUAUUGGAGCUCUGUUGAAGCAUUCCAUGUUGUGUGGCUCUUCCUGUCUGAAUCAAGAGUUCAUUAAGGAAAUCAGUGAGGCCUUGAUCAGUAAGAGGCUUGUGUUGGAGGAUGAGGCCGUAGUGAAUCUGUGGUGUUGUAGUCCCACCUGUCUGGAGGGGGCAGCAGUGAGCUUACUGGAAUCUGUGCUGUCUGACCAUGAAACACUGACACAGAGUCUGGACAAAUAUGUUAAUGACUCAUUACUGCCUCAAGCUUCAGCCGAUCACUGUCACAUCUUCCUCACAGUCAAUGAAAUUUUCAGGAAUGUGCUGAUAGAGAUCGAUGAGAACCUGGCCAUGAGAGUCCUCGUACAGGUUUUCACUGUCUGCUUCCUCCAGAGACUGACUGGACAGAAACCCCAGGAUCGUCUACCACUCAGAGCCUACUUCCCACAUGUGAUGCCCAGUUUACUCACUCCUUUACUGACAGCACCAUCAGAGGUUCCCAGGGAAGCCUGGCUGGAUCAUCUGAGCUGGAUCAGAAGUUUAUUUCAGAGCGUGACGGAGAAUGAGGACGCGGGGGAAGAUGUCAGGGCGUAUCAGGCUGUCUUUGAGGCUUGGUUCCUGCUGGUGCAGUGUGGGUAUUGGGUAGACACAGCUGCUGAGCUGCUUGUUCUGGCAGCGCCUGAGAAUGCCGGACCACUGCUGUGGCUCCUGACGUUCUUCCACCACCCCACCAACAGAGGGCACCAGAGGUCCCAACAAAUCGCAGUGGCCAGAGAAGCAUGGUCUCAUCUAAGGAUGCUGUUUCUCACUCGUCCUCCCCCUCCCAGACACCUCAGUGCUGUGAAAGAGCUCCUGUCCUCCUCCCUUUCAGCAAACCUCGUUUUGCAUUUGUUUUCAAACUUCACCGUCUUUUCCCAUGGACCUGUUAGCAUUAUCACUGAAAUAACUGACAAGGUGCUGACUGAGGCUGCUGUGAAGCGCAGGGCACUGUGGAUCCUCGCCUCAAUACGCUGCAGACUAAACAGUGCUGCUACGCGGGACGACAGGGUUCAUUCCAGGCUGAGGACUCUUCAGGACACCCUCCUCCAAACCUGAGAGCCUCACAUAAAAAGUCCCAGCUUCGAGCGCUCGCCGAAACUAUUUAUUAGGACAAGGAAUCCUGGCGUGGCUCAGUUACGCACCGAAAAGCUGGGUGGGACGAUAUGGCAUUUAUAGAAGAGAAGCCCAGCUGCCGUUUUUAACUUUAAAAGCAGUGGGUGUUCUCCCCCUAAACCCAAGAGGGGCCUCCGCACUUGAUGUAUUGAGCCAAAUAAAAGGAACACAUGUAUUUCUAUCUGUGUGUUUGGGUGACAUCAAACGUGAAUGGGAGAAAGUAAAUUUCUAGGGAUGUGACUGCUGUCAGAUCUGCGGUUGUAUUUCCUGAGUGUUUGGACUCUGAGUCUUUGUUGUUUGACUGCGGAGCUCCGUCUAGCUAACACGCCGUUUGUCUUCGCUCACUGUCCUCCCACACACUCUUCUGACAGGAGAGCAUGCCGGAGUCCUUCUCACCACAUGAACGCUCACAUCUGUGUGUGUGUGUGUGUGUGUACUCCCAGCGCAGGGCCUCUUGAAUAGUUCAGUCUCUGUGUACUGUACUUUCUAGACUCCAUCAUCACUAGUGCUUCUCCGUGGGUCUCCGUCUCCCUGUAGGGCCAUUUCCUCUGAGCGUUUUCCCUAUUCAGACCGCUCAAGCAUGUGUUUAUAACUCAAAACUGGGUCAUACUCAAUUUACGGCCUUGCUAAACUAUAUAAGAAUGUCACUGUUGUCUUUCAUUGGGAUGCUAUUAAAUUACAUUUAAAGGAAUAGUUCACCCAAAAAUUAAAAUUUGUUGAAUUUACUCAACUUCAGGCCUUCCAAGAUUUUGUUUAAUUGGAGUAUUUUUUUUGUGAAAUUUUGUAUUAAAUCACUUCCUCCAAUGAAAAAGCCCAUCGCCCUCACAUC
Messenger RNA from Onychostoma macrolepis, 2808 nucleotides. It is a transcript of the gene fancc, whose product is annotated as FA complementation group C. Gene Ontology annotation, cellular component: Fanconi anaemia nuclear complex. The record is from RefSeq and is a predicted model, not a curated record. The transcript has 15 exons. Gene Ontology annotation, biological process: nucleotide-excision repair; cellular response to oxidative stress; interstrand cross-link repair. NCBI's taxonomy places the organism in Eukaryota, Metazoa, Chordata, Actinopteri, Cypriniformes, Cyprinidae. Bases 255 to 1922 code for a protein of 555 amino acids.